This is a messenger RNA of Stylophora pistillata, 1418 nucleotides long. RefSeq names its product mitochondrial inner membrane protein Mpv17. The record is from RefSeq and is a predicted model, not a curated record. Gene Ontology annotation, cellular component: cytoplasm; membrane; mitochondrion. Lineage: Eukaryota; Metazoa; Cnidaria; Anthozoa; Scleractinia; Pocilloporidae.
CUGCUCUAGCGGCCAUUAAAAUAUGAGUGUUAUUUCGACUUUAUGGGCAAAAUAUCAAAGAUAUCUCACCACACAUCCAUGGAGAACUCAAACAUUGACUACUGCUGUGAUGUUUAGUACAAGUGACAUCUUGACUCAGCAAAUUAUCGAAAAGAAGGAAUUGCAUCACGAUUUUAGAAGAACACUUCGCAUGUGCAUAAUGGGAGUCAUUAUUGGGCCUAUUCAAAGGACAUGGUUUCUAACGCUUGAGCGCCUUAUACCACCUACAUCCAAGAUACAAAUUCUCAAGAAACUUGUCGUCGACCAAACAGUUUAUGGUCCUUUUAUAAUAUUUUUCUUCUAUAGCUUAUCCGGGACUCUGUCUGGGAAAGAUGUCAAUGAGAUAAAGGAAAUCCUUGAAGAGAAAUACUUAAGAACUCUGAUCACAGGAUACAAAGUGUGGCCAUUUGUACAAGCAAUUAAUUUUACUUUUGUCCCUGUCCAACUGCGAGCUAAUUUUGUCCAAGGGGUGUCUCUUUGUUGGAAUAUGUACCUAUCCUGGAUGGUAAACAAACCUGUGAACACCUCCACCUUUACCUAUGAUAGCCCUGGGGAAAUGAUCCCAGACUCUGUGGACUCUAUUGAACAAAUGGCUAGGUAGUUUUCAAACUAAUUGUGUCAUUGCAUUUUAAAAUAAUUCUUCCUUAGGUGUAGUUAGUUUUUUAUAAAAUUGGGUGGCUAUAAUAGCCUCAUCAAUGCCUUAAUCCUUAAAUUGAUAAGUAUCAGUGGUAGUGGGAUAUAUACACAUUACAUGUAAUGUAAUUUGAAAUUAUAAUGUUAUUAUGCUUGCUCAAGUGUUGUGUGGUGCAAGUAUAAUUUGAUAAUCAACAUCGUUACAAUUUUUCCUCAGUCACUUCACAGUAUAGAAAAAAAUCUUCAACAAAUUGUAUUUAUAACAUUGUUAGGUCAAUGUAAUAUUAUUUUGCUAUUUUAUUUACAAUAUACAUUGUUAGAGUAACAACUUACCAGUAGAGCUGGUUGUAGCAUUAAUACAUUCAUCUUUUUUCUCCAUUUAUUAUGAAUUAUAGAGUGAUGUUAUGAUUAUUAUUUAAGUUUAAAUGGCUUUUGUGGCCAGUGGGUGAGUUUUGAGCAUGAAACCAUUUUUUUUUUUAAUGGUUUCUUGUUCCAAGGUUUAUGCCACAGUUACAGGCUCAGAAAUUUCUGAAAUGCAAUUGGCUAAGAUUGAAAGUAUUUCAGCCAAAUUUGAACACUCACAUGUGAAAGGGACAAUUUUGCAUUUUACUAGUUGCCUUAUAUAGUAUAAAGAAAAUAAAUUCAUUUCCUAAGAGUAUUAGGGAUUAAAAAUAAGUCUGCUCUUGAUAUUUCAAAACUCUUCAAAUAUCAAUUUUGAAUUAUAACUCAGGUAUUUGUCGUAAAUA